Messenger RNA from Meloidogyne enterolobii, 1482 nucleotides. NCBI's taxonomy places the organism in Eukaryota, Metazoa, Nematoda, Chromadorea, Rhabditida, Meloidogynidae. The record is from the annotation of a GenBank genome assembly.
UUUUUUGGUGUAUAUUAAUAGAACAAUUGGUAAAAAUAUAGAGAGGAAAUGGGUAGAAAUAAUGAACAAUAAAAGAUAAAACAAAGAAAUAAUCAAUUCUCGAAAAUAUGGAAGACAAUACUUUCACCUGAUGAUCAGCAGAAAGCCCCCCAUAUAUUAACCAACUGUUUUGAUACUUUUGGAAGAAAAUAAAACAAAAGAGGAUUUUUUGAUAGGAUAUUUCUAUUGCAAUUAUUUUUCUUUUUCCCUUCCAAAACAAAAUCAGCAAAAGUCUUUCACGCAGAACAACAAUUUCAGUUUUGUGUUUGUUUUUUCUUUUGGGUUUUCCUUCCCUUUUCUUUUUUGUCUUUCAAACAAAAACGGCUUUGAAACACGCAAAACUCCAAAUUUUCUUUUGAUUGGUAUUCACAACAUCAAUCAUAAUCUUAAAAAGUUCUUUCCUUCUUGUUAAUAACUAAAAAAUAUUACCCAAAUCUACGAGGUAUGGCUAAUUUUUUACGUCGAUUGAUCACUAAAUCGAGGUCCAAUUCCCCACAAAAAGGCCAACAGCAACACCAAAAACAACAACAGCAACAAUUUCCUAAUUUAGAAUGUGAAGAAGAUGAAUGUUGUUAUUUAGCUGGACCUUCAACAGUAAUGCCUAAUCAUGUACCAAUUCAACAACCUUCGAUUGAUAAAAAUAGAAGGCAACCUAGGAGUGAUCUUUGGGCAAUGAAUACACCAAAACAACCCCAAAUACCCAAUCAUGUUAAUAAAUCUUUGCAACUUUCACCUGACUCCAAAAGGCGAUCUCCAACUUGUUAUUCUCCUUCCAAGGCACAUUCACCGAGUAGUCUUUCAAGACGAAAAUGCUCUACUGGAGAAGAUCCAGGCACUUCUUCACAAGAGUUACUAAGUCCAUCACUUUGGCCAAGUUCUCCAUCAUCAACUCCUUGGUUGCGCAAUUAUUCAAAUGCAGAGAGUGCAACAGACAGUUCUCAACGUCCAAUUUCCUCACAAUUACCACCAUUCAGAAUAGGAGGAGAAUGUGGGACUAUUGAGAAGAUUGAAAGGGAAAAGGAGGAGGCAACUGCACAACAAAGAAAUAGAUCAACUAGUCCAAGAAAAGUUUUUGGACAAAAAACUGCCGAAAUAGUUUCUGGUAGCAGAUCUAGAUCACCAGCUAAAAAGCAACAACAACAAUGGGCAAAAACAUUAGAUUAUUUACAACCACAAUGUCGAUUAGAAGGAUGUUCUGCUGCUAUUUUAGUUGAAGAUGUUCGUUUUCUUGUUUGUAAACAUCAACUUAGCCAUUCCAGUGAUUUUUUUCGUGCCCUUUUCUUGAAAAGUCAUGCUUUGCCAAUGGAAGGAGUAAGGCAUUUAAGGGAAGAUGAAUAUCUUAUUCAAGUUUCUUCACUUCGGCAUCCUCCUCAGGCAUUACAAUUUCAAUGGUUUUUGGAAACUACUGUACCCUCUCCAAUGCUAAGGGACAUUUCUGGUUGA